Camellia sinensis is the source of this 504-nucleotide messenger RNA. NCBI's taxonomy places the organism in Eukaryota, Viridiplantae, Streptophyta, Magnoliopsida, Ericales, Theaceae. The record is from RefSeq and is a predicted model, not a curated record.
AUGUUGAAUGUCAUCAAUCCAUAUGUAUCAAUUUUUUGCACUGCUCGAGACAUGAUUCGUGAGAAUAGUGCUCAAGAAUUGUAUAUUCGCAUUUUGAGUUCGAGGGAUGGAAGACAGUACACUAGACCCAUUACAAUUGAAAUUGCCGCAUUAAUUGUUGGUGAUGGGUCUUUCUCCAAGUUCAUGGUUGAGAGUCUGCACAAGAUCCAAGGAAUACAUGCUGGUGUCAUCCCCAAUAUUUUGGAUGUCAACAUUCUUGAUGAAGUUGUUAUAGUAUCUAGUGAAGAAUCUAUCGAAACUGCUAAGCUUCUUGCACUGAAAGAAGGUUUGCUGGUAGGGAUUUCAUCAGGGGCUGCUGCUGCUGCUGCAAUAAAGAUAGCAAAGAGGCCAGAAAAUGCUGGUAAACUCAUUGUUGUUAUUUUCCCCAGCUUCGGAGAGCGUUAUCUGUCAACAAUACUGUUCGACUCCUUUAGGCAUGAGGCAGAAAACAUGGUUAUUGAAUGA